Cutaneotrichosporon cavernicola is the source of this 273-nucleotide messenger RNA. RefSeq lists its product as uncharacterized. The coding region runs from base 1 to 273 and encodes 90 amino acids. The record is from RefSeq and is a predicted model, not a curated record. Lineage: Eukaryota; Fungi; Basidiomycota; Tremellomycetes; Trichosporonales; Trichosporonaceae. The transcript has 2 exons.
AUGCUCCUGUACCUCCUCUUCCUCUUCCUCUCCCCCGCGUUCGCGUCUGCGCUGUACAUCGACACCCCACCCGAGAUGGAGGUCGACAUGAGCCGUGCCCUCGCCGUCGUUGGCGUUGGGAUACUCGUGGCAAUUGUACUUAUUCUCCUCCUUUCGCACGAGGCCGGAUUGCUCGACGAACCACAACGUAUCCAGGAGAAGAAGAACCCGGAUAGGCAGGAUGACAAUGACAGGGGACGUGUGCGGCGGGCCGUUUCGUCAAGCCCCGUCUAA